Messenger RNA from Anoplophora glabripennis (Asian longhorned beetle), 566 nucleotides. RefSeq names its product 60 kDa chaperonin 1-like. The transcript is spliced from 3 exons. NCBI's taxonomy places the organism in Eukaryota, Metazoa, Arthropoda, Insecta, Coleoptera, Cerambycidae. The coding region runs from base 29 to 454 and encodes 141 amino acids. The record is from RefSeq and is a predicted model, not a curated record.
UGCAAACGGAUUAACCAAACCAUCCAUCAUGUUCAAGCUGAUCGUACUCGCUACGUUGGUGUGCUUCGCCAAGGCCGGCCUAAUCUCCUCUGGCGUGGUAGGCGUUGGAGGCCUGGGAGAACUGGGAGGCAUCGGUCUAGGAGGUAUAGGUAGGGGCGUCGCGGUGGCAGCUCCCGUAGCUGUAGCACAUGGAGCUGUUUCCUACCAGAACAACAACCAGAUCAGUUUGCACCCCACUCCCGUUGUUGCUAGAGUAGCUGCGCCCGUAGCUGUGGCAAGCCCUGUCGCUGUUGGUGUCGCUCCUAUCGGUGUUGGUGUUGGAAUUGGUAGAGGUCUUGGAGGAGUUGGACUUGGAGGAAUUGGAGGAGUUGGUCUUGGAGGAGUUGGACUUGGAGGAAUUGGAGGAGUUGGUCUUGGAGGAGUUGGUCUUGGAGGGAUCGGAAAAGCUUGGUAAAAUGAGGAAGCAGUUAAUGAGAUGAGCAACGUUAUGUUUGAUAAUUUAUUUUCAUUUAAAUAAAAUAAAUAGGAAAUAAAAUAAUUUUGAUUUAUCCACUACGGUACCAUUU